Messenger RNA from Klebsormidium nitens, 1722 nucleotides. NCBI's taxonomy places the organism in Eukaryota, Viridiplantae, Streptophyta, Klebsormidiophyceae, Klebsormidiales, Klebsormidiaceae. The record is from the annotation of a GenBank genome assembly.
AUUUAAGCCUAUAGUAGUAGCAGCGCAGCGAGUCGGGCGCUGUGCGGCAAAAUAUGAUUAUUGCCACAUCACCUUCAAGUUGACGAGACGACCUUGACUCCGGCUUUUUCUACUUGUUGCUGGAUAAGGUCUUGUCAUCCCUUUUGUGGGCUUAUUCCUUGCAUGUAACGUGGUACAAGUUAAGCGGGUAGUCGCACAUCAUCAGAUUUGCUGGUCACGUACUUACAGGUGAGCUGGUCUUGUCAAAUAGCGCGCGUUCCUCGCUUCAAACAAACGUGCAUGUUCCUUUCCUCUAUGUCGAGCGCUUUUCGAUCAGCCACCUUCGACCCUGAACAAGCUGCAAGCGUCAGAAGACAGCAGAUUGUGUGCGGUAUACCGUUCGAGCAGACCAGUGAAGCACUCUCCCGAAGGCAAUAGUUCCCAGCUUUCACGACAAAGUGACGUCUUUGCAUAAUUAGUAGCGUCCUGAAGCAGGCACUUUCAUUCAGAACGAACCCAGUCAUUCCAACUUGACGGUCUUCCAGCAUAAACGCAGGGCAGUGGGGCAUCUACUUCGCAAAUUGCACGCCAGUUCCUUGUGGAUCAAAGCUGCUGCUAAGAAGCCAUAUCGGACCCUGUCAUAGGUGACGGCACGCCUUUCACAAGCCAAGCUUCUUCUAGAAGCACAGAGGCAAGAAUAGACGUCACAUCAUUUCAGCACAUUUUUGUUCCGUUGCUUCACUAGUUAGCGUGUGCAGUAUUGACGAGCCCGACGUAAUGGCGACUCUCUAUGUGGGUAACUUCGUUUUUGCUGGUGUGAGCGAGAUUCACCUGCGGCGUGCCUUCCAGACCUUUGGGCCCCUGCGCUGCGUCCAGAUGAAAAGAAACUAUGCAUUUGUAACAUUUGCGGACGUGCGCGCAGCUCAAGAAGCAGUCCACGCCUACAGGGCGGGCCUUGUUUUGCACGGGGAGCAAAUACUGGUCAGGUGGGUGCGGAUGCACAAUGCGCCCGGGGGAGGCCUCCGGGAGCUUCCCACGAGCUUCCAGACGGUCGCAUACAACGACCGGGCCAGGCCCCAUGGUUGUAAGCGCUUUACCGGCUGUAGAGAUAGUUUACGGCAAGGGGCGCCUGCAGGAAGCUUUUGUACCAUCUAUGGCAGGGCGGGCCACUCGACCGCUGCCUGCCGCUACAACGUGAGGACCAUAAGGGCCGGGGGCGUUGACAUGGCACGCGCCAAAUGCGCUUGGGAUUCAGAGGUAGCGAAGCGCGGGGACGGAAACUUGGCGAGCGGCAGUGGAGCAAGGCUGGAGGGCGGAGUGGAGCCCAGACCGAACCUGAGGGGAAGGGGCUGUUCAGCAGGGAAUGCGGGACUCGGUUCAAGGCAAACGUCUCCCAAAAAGAUAUUUGAUUUGGAUGAGCCUGAUGCGAGGAUGAAGCCGCCUUCUGGCGGGGAUCGGAGGUCAGAUUUUGUGGUGAACGGUGAGCUGAUGCAGCGAGCGAGCGACUGGUUCAGAGGUUACCAAAGGAGGGAGCCGAGUAUGAGCAGGGCCAUCCCCAGGAGCGGUCAAUCUUCCGCGGGCCUCAGUCUGACCCGGUGCUCGGACAGCCGCUGCAGCUGCCAGUCUGACACCAGCCUCUCCUCCCCGUCUUCGAGCGACACCUUCUCCUCUUGCAAUGCAACAUUUCUUACCCCAAAGGACGGGGUCAAAGGGACCAACAGACGCUCCCCCUUCAAAAUGUAG